Elephantulus edwardii (Cape elephant shrew) is the source of this 840-nucleotide messenger RNA. Its product is annotated as 60S acidic ribosomal protein P0-like. The record is from RefSeq and is a predicted model, not a curated record. Bases 1 to 840 code for a protein of 279 amino acids. Gene Ontology annotation, molecular function: large ribosomal subunit rRNA binding; structural constituent of ribosome. NCBI's taxonomy places the organism in Eukaryota, Metazoa, Chordata, Mammalia, Macroscelidea, Macroscelididae. Gene Ontology annotation, cellular component: cytosolic large ribosomal subunit. The transcript is spliced from 2 exons. Gene Ontology annotation, biological process: ribosomal large subunit assembly; cytoplasmic translation; ribosome biogenesis.
AUGCCCAGGGAAGACAGGGCGACCUGGAAGUCCAACUACUUCCUUAAGAUCAUUCAACUUCUGGGAGACUAUCCGAAAUGCUUCGUCGUGGAUGCAGACAAUGUGGGCCCCAAGCAGAUGCAGCAGAUCCGCAUGUCCCUCCGCGGGAAGGCUGUGGUACUGAUGGGUAAGAACACCGUGAUGUGCAAGGCCAUCAGGGGCCACCUGGACAUCAAUCCGGCCCUGGAGAAGCUGCUGCCUCACAUCCGGGGGAAUGUGGGGUUUGUGUUCAUCAAAGAGGAUCUCACUGAGGUCAGGGACAUGCUGCGGGCCAACAAGGUGCCGGCUGUUGCCCAUGCUGGUGCCAUUGCUCCGUGUGAGGUUACCGUGCCGGCCCAGAACACUGGUCUGGGCCCCGAGAACACCGCCUUCUUCCAGACUUUGGACAUCACCACUAAAAUCUCCAGAGGCACCAUUGAAAUCCUGAGUGAUGUGGAACUGAUUAAGACUGGAGACAAGGUGGGUGCCAGAGAGGCCACCCUGCUGAACACGCUGAACAUCUCUCCCUUCUCCUUGGGGCUGAUCAUCCAGCAGGUGUUUGACAACGGCAGCAUCUACAAUCCUGAAGUGAUUGACAUCACAGAGGAGACUCUGCAUACCCGCUUCCUGGAGGGUGUCCGCAAUGUUGCCAGCGUCUGUCUGCAGAUUGGUUACCCACUCAGAAAUGAGAUUGACAAAGUGGUGGUUCAGGGCAAUGCCAGCCCCAGGAUCAAAAAUGGAAGAGUGGGUGUCACUGUUAAAAUCAUAGGAGACCACCUGGUCUUCAGUGUAUCCCAGAAUGCCCGUGAGGGGUCCUUCUGA